Octopus bimaculoides (California two-spot octopus) is the source of this 489-nucleotide messenger RNA. RefSeq lists its product as uncharacterized. NCBI's taxonomy places the organism in Eukaryota, Metazoa, Mollusca, Cephalopoda, Octopoda, Octopodidae. The record is from RefSeq and is a predicted model, not a curated record.
AUGUUAAAACCUUUACCGGAGGUAGCGGUUUUAACAUGUCACGAUUUGUAUAUUUGUAUUAAGUGGACACUGAUGAACGAACUGGAGGACUUGGACUACGCAGAUGAUCUCGCGUUACUGUCACAUCGCCUGCAAGACAAGCAAGAUAAGGUAGACCACCUGAGAGAAACUUCACGGCAAGUGGGCUUGAGGAUCAGCCUGGAAAAGACAAAAGUGCUGCAUAUCAACAACAAGCAGGAAGAGCCAAUCACAACUGAGGGGGCACCUGUGGAGGACGUUAGUGAGUUUGUCUAUCUUAUCAGCAAAUCAGGUGGAUCAGACGAGGACAUCACUGCAAGAAGCAAGAAGGCUUGGCAAGCCUUCGCUAUUCUUCGGCCGGUAUGGAAGUCCACUGCCAUCUCAACUCGAACUAAACUCCGCUUAGUUCAAACGCAAAAUCUGUGCUUUUGUAUGGCUCUGAAACAUGAGAGUCACCUGCAGCAACUAUAA